This is a messenger RNA of Hydra vulgaris (swiftwater hydra), 2061 nucleotides long. The record is from RefSeq and is a predicted model, not a curated record. Lineage: Eukaryota; Metazoa; Cnidaria; Hydrozoa; Anthoathecata; Hydridae.
AUGGUCCGCAGUAUCAAAGGCUUUAGAGAGGUCAAUAAACACUCCAAGAGUAUAUUGUCAUUGUUCUUUCACCCUCAGUGUAUAAAUAUUUCGCUUUUUUUUAAUAAAAAAGGUGCUGAUAUUAAUGCUAAAGAUAUUAAUGAUUGUACCCCUCUUUCUUUAGCUGAUGAUGAUAGAUUGGCUGUAGCUAAUUAUUUGGUAGAAAACGGUUUGAAGAUUGCUCUCCUUAAUGAUAAACAAAAAGAUGCUUUAUUAAAUUACGGUGUAGGUAAUGAUACUUUUCACAAGAUGUUUUAUGCUGCAAUACGUUCAAGUAAAGCUGAGUUACUUGAAACUCUCAUUAAUCGUAGAUUAAGUGAUUAUAAUGAUAACCCUACUAGUAGAGAAAAACUUGAGAAUUGUCUGGGUAAAGCUUAUGAGGAAUUAAAAUUAAAAGACACAAAUGAUGAUAAUAUAAAAGAGGUCAAGGCAUCUGUUGACACUGUUAAAGAACGAAUAGACAUGCUCUAUGCCCAUAUAGAUCAAUUACAAGGAUAUUCAAAAGAAGAUAAAGAAGUAGAUGAAAUAUUUUUACUGAAAGCUAGAUUUGUUGCUCAAAAUAUACAUAUAUUAAAACGGCAAUUGAAAUCAACUUACGAUAAAUUACCAUGGGAAGAAAUAGAAUUUUGCUUAUUAGACCAUCUGAAAAACUUUAACAAUACACUUGAAACUAUAUUUCUUAAAGAAGAAUCGAGCAUUAAAGAAACAGAUAUAAAUGGUAAGUUUCCGAAGCCAAAAGAUGGUUUAUCAGCUCGCAAAAGUGCUGUAUCAGUUAUUGUUAAGAAGCAUCCUUGUUUUAAAAAUUUGUAUAAUGAUUACGAGCAAAUUAAGAAUGUUUAUUCCUUAAAACGAAUGGAGUCAUACGUAGAACUAGCAUUACUAAUUGAUCUUAAUAAGGAGCAAGAAUUAGGGAUAUUAGUUAUUGAAAGAACUUUACAAGUAAUUGGGGAAAGUUUAAAAAACACUUUGGAAUCUCCUAAUGCAUCUAAUGCUAUACACAAGAUGUUACUUUAUUCAGCACCAAAAGACUUAAGAGAAAUUAUUACUUCAUUGCGUGAUUCGUUAUCACAUGCUCAUACAUUAACAAUGAAAAUAAACCUAGAAAAUAGUGAGAAUCCUCAUCUAAAUAAAGCUAAGUUAGGAGAAAUACAACUAGAAGAUAGUAAUAUAGAAGAACUAGCAAAAACUAGGGAAUUGAUCACGGAGCUAAAAAAAGAAUUCAUAGACCGGACAGAACAAGAACAAGUUUUAUUUAAUAAGAUUGAAGAAAUUAUUGACUCACAGAAAUUUAGGCUGACAAACGUUAAAACUAGUUACUUAGAGGGAUUGUCAAUAAUAAACAAGUUAAUAACUCUCAAAAGUAAUAAUCUUAAAACUAUACAAAACGAAUGUUGUUAUUAUUUAGAUGAGUCAAAGUUUCAAAAACAACCUGAGAAGCUACAAGAAAUUGUACAAUUGGUGAUACAGAUUUCGAACAGUAUUACACUAAGAAAACAUAGUAAUGACUCAUAUAAAAUAAAUAAACUACUCUAUAAAAUGAUUUUUACUAUUGAGUUAGAAGCGGGAAGGGUUGAAGGAAUCAGUGCAUUUAAAAAAAGUCUAGAAAAAAAACAUAAAGAUCACGACGUGAUCAAGAAUAAAGUAGAUGUUACUUUAAAUAAUAUUGAAAAUCAGAUAGAAGAAGCAAAAGAUAAAGCAAAGUUUCAAGAAGGAUUAAAAGCUAUGAAAGAGAUUUAUGAAGUAAAACCGAAACUUAUUGCUCUAUUUAGUAAGUUAAAAGAUAGUAAAAUUACUAGAGACUCAGCAAGGCAAAAGUAUGAAUCUUUAGUUAGACCGCUAUGGUCUAACGAAGAGGAAAACAAAAAAUCCGUAAACAAUGCUAUAAAUAACGAAAAAUCUGAUAUGUCUGAAUGUUUUAAAAAUUUUGUUAAAUUUUUUAAUUUCAAUGCUGAUAAAAAGGAUCUAGCAGAUAAGAUAAAUACAAUUAUUGACAACAAUUUUAAAGAAAAUACUGAACAAUGA